AUGCUGUCCAGUCUGGUGUCUGUCUUCUGGCUCAGCGUCAUCUUUGCGGUGCUUCCUCGAGGCACAGAGGCCACCCAAGAUGCAAUGCCAAUGCAGUCUCUCUGGAGCAUUUCCUGCAUGAUAACAGAGCCAAUAGUCAUGCCAAUUCCAAGUUCGGCCUUUCCACCGGACAGCUCAGAAAUUGCAAGAACCACGGAGGGAAGCCAAAAUGCGCCUGCGCCCGAUCGAGAUUCGACUUCAACAUACAAUUCAUAUAAUUCAUGGAACAGUCUAAACACUAUCAUUCCUGCGCAACCAUCCGGGACGCCAAAGUCAGCUCCAACCUAUUCAUGGAACAGUGCCAGCAUCGGAAACAACCUGGCCUCACCCUCCUCGUCGAUGGCUUCUUCGAAGGCAGCAAUAUUGCCAAAGACGACCGGACGCAAUUCGUCAAGCCCGGCGACGCAACCAGUCCCUUCCAGCAGAACACCAGGCCAGAUGAAAGGAACCGCUGUCUCCAGCCCAGACACAAGUGAACUGGUCUCUCCCAGCAGGACGCCAGCUGGACAGGUCUCCUAUUCCGGUAUACCAAGUCGCCCAAUCCCAAAGCAGACGACUUCAGGUUCACCUACAGCCGGAUCAGUCUCAUAUACCAAGACAGCUUCAAUGGUUGCUGCCAACGGAGGUUCAAGCAGUCCAACUACUCCUGCCGGCUCCAGCAGACGAAUCUCUCCCAGCACGACAUCAGGCGACACAAUGGCAGGAUACAGCUCUUCAAGCCCGUCGACUGGUCAACUUGCUUCUCAUAACACAACCUUGGAAAGCGUUUCAAAGGUUACUCCCCACCAAGUACACGACACAAGCAGUCCAGCCAGCGUUACGCUAAGCAAAACAAUAACCGCAUACACGUCCAGCACACCCACCGGUCAACUGGCUUCUUAUAACAGCAACUUGGGAACUGGCCUAACUGCUACUCCCCAAGCAGAGCAGACAGGUUCCAGCAGUCCGAUGACUACAGCACCAGGCGCAAUCAACUUCGCCCCGAUAAUCAGCACUGUCACGUCCGUGGAGGGCCAGGCCACCAAGCUGGUCCCGGUGUUUAUCGGGGGCGCCAUCACCAGCCCCGUGCCCCUGCUCUCUGUAGUGACUACCACCAUCGAUCCAACAGGCAGCCAGGCACAGGCGACUGUCAGCGCAUUCUCUGCCCAGGCGGUAGGGAUUCUCCCACUGAUCAAAUCGUGGGCGAAUAAUCCUCAGCCUUCAGCGGCAUCUGCUGCCCUGGGCGGCAUCGCAGGAGCCAUGCCGAUGGCAGCAGGCAUCAUAGCCAGCCUUGGGGGUGGAUCUGGCGGGGGAUCUGGUGGAGGAUCUGGUAGAUCGAGUUCCAAUCCUUGCGGUGGUAGCAAGGGUUUGCUCGGCGCGAUUAUCGACACCGUCCGCUGCGUCGCCAACGACCUGGGAUCGAUCGGAUCGGCCAUCUCAGGGGCUGUGAAUGCGGGAGCAAGCGCCGUGCAAGCUGCUGUGAAGAGCGUCAGCUCUACCCUCGAGGAUGUCCAACCCCGCUUGGAUUCGCUAGUUGGGAAUAUUCCUGAUUCCGACAAUAAUCCCAAUGAUCCCAGUCAUAACGGUGAUCAAUCCAAGAAUGGAGACGGUCCGACAGACGAAGCAACUCAAUCUGCCCAGACUACUUCCUCGACCUCAUUGAGCUCAUCAACCGGCUCUUGUCCUGCUCCUACAGGUACCCAGAGUGUCGAUGGCUGUGGCGCUGCUUCAACCAGACAGAGGUGCUCUGCAAGCUGUAGUACAUGCUCCGACGACCUGACUCCUCCUCCCGGUCCCCUACCCUCCUGCCAGGGGUGUUCAAAAGACUCCUCGGGGGUCGACGGCCUUCCACCAGCGAAUUCUGCGCAGACUACUGCAAGAGGCGCGGCAUCAGCAUUGGCUGUCCCACUGACAAAUACUAGAAAAAAUCUCGGUAUCGUCGGCCUCCAGGGCUGCACGUCCAUCAUCGUCAUGUCACAGCAAGGGGUUUGGUUCGCCCAUUUCUGGGAAGAUCCAUCCUUCGAGAAGAGAAACGACCAGGGUCGGUAUGUAUUCGAUCAGGAGCAAUUCAACACGGAUGUCUUGGACGUGAUAGAGAAUGGCUUGAACGUUAACCUGCCUCCAUACUCUUUCCCGGGACUUGGACAAUAUCUGGGGCAAUGGUUCCGCCCUGAAUACGAACCCCAAGGGAUCGUUAUCACGCCCAGGAAAUGGGCGGCAGACUACGAACAAGGACAACUCCAAUACCCAGAGCAGAUCAGUCAGAUCAAGAACAAGCUCAAGCAACUGCUCCCCGGGUCUCCUAUCCAAGUGAUCGAUUACUUAAUUCGCCGUUGGCAUCCCUUAAUCACUGACCCCAACAAUCUACAGAGCUAUUCGUGGGCCCUAGGGAAGGUUCUCUUCCAGUAUGACCCGGAGGAGGUGUAUAAGAUAUAUUACGACGGGCCGUACCAUCUCCGUCACUGUCUGUUUCAACAAGCCGCCAUGCAGGUCUGGGUUGCCGAUGGGCAAUUGCCCGUGGCUCGUGCUCUUUGGGACGCGCAUCCAAAUCAGCUUGUGACACGGCCCUGGAGGAGAGACGGCGGUAAUUCCUCGUGCCCGAUAUCAUAUAAUAGCAGUGCAUCCAGCACUACAGCAGAGAAGACAACGUUCGAAACCCAGACCAGCACCAGCUCGACCGCUCCUCCGCCGACCACGACCUCAGCUGCCCCCGAGUACAACCCAGGGAAAUGCGCGAUCCACAUCUUUGAAUAUUCCUGGGCACCAAACCAGCCCCUGGCAGGCUCCAUCACGAUCCACGACGCGAAGAACGUCCUACUGAAGCAACAGAACUUCAGCUACAUCAACUGGGGGGACACAGUGACGGUGUCCAAGGCGGACACCAAGCUCCCGUACAACGUCCAGGUGGAGUUUUCCAAGGAGAGCCCCCCGACAAAGAAGAAGAAAAGCGAUGGUUCUUCUCCGGUCUGCUGCGUUGCCUCCUCUUCGGGCGCGGGCAACCCACCCCCCUCCCCCUCCCCCUCCUCCUCCUCCUCCUACGCAGACGAACGAUCCAAAGACGUCCUGGUUGAACUGGGCUGGAAUUUGUAUGCAAAUAACCGAAACACGGAUUGCUACUGGGAGUGUUAG
Messenger RNA from Rasamsonia emersonii CBS 393.64, 3147 nucleotides. RefSeq lists its product as uncharacterized. Lineage: Eukaryota; Fungi; Ascomycota; Eurotiomycetes; Eurotiales; Trichocomaceae. Bases 1 to 3147 code for a protein of 1048 amino acids. The record is from RefSeq and is a predicted model, not a curated record. The transcript is spliced from 5 exons.